GUAGACCAUAAUUGCUUCACAAACUUCCAAUAACACGCCAUCAGAGCGCACGUUGGCACGCGCUGCAUGAAUUGCAAAUGUAACUUGCUGUAAAGACGCAUAUCUUACAUGACGUAACAAAGAAUCUCGGGGACUCGCGCGGAAAGCGGGGGGCUGGCCCUGGGUGACAUAUCCCUCCACGGUGGGGUGCACGCCCUUGGCAGUGCCUUCUGCAACCGUCAGAGCCCCCCAGUCCAGCAAGAUGCCACCGCCGCUCGCGCAACAUCAGUUGCGCAGUGCCCAGCGCCUACUUCCGGCCGCGGCAUCAUGGGCCGCCGACGCAUCCCAUGCAGCCGGCGGCGCAGGUGCCGGCUUCAGCACCUACUCCACGCGUGGGCCUUCGGCCCCCACCGGCGCCUCUUCCUCCCCCAGGGCUAGGGAACCCUCCUCAGAGGGCAAACACAAACAAAACCUUCAGCGUCCUCCUGAAGAUAAUCACGACGACCUCCAAAAUGGAGAAGACAGGCUGAAAAAGCAGUUGGCCGCGUUGCUGCCAGGGCCCCUUCUGGAGCGCCUGUGGGCAGGCGCCAGCGGUGGCGGCAACGGCGGCGGGUUCCGAGCAGAGCGGCGGCCCUCAUUCCGGCUCAACACGCUGCGCGUAAGCUUACCUGACGCGGCCUUCCUUGCUGAUGCCGCCACCGGCGCCGCCGCCGGGCCAGUGCAGCCAAGCCUCGACGAGCAACAGCAUCAGCACCAACACCAACACCAACACCAGCACCAGCAUCCGCACCCACACACACACGGCCACCAGGCCAGCCCUGAUGCCCUGGCCGGCGCCGCAAGCCCGGAUUCACGCAAGCUCGGCCCGCACACGCAUGUUGACCCUGGCGGCGGCACCGGGCAGCUGCGUGCUUCCGGCACUGGCCGCCGGCAGCAGCUGCAGGACGGCGGGCAGCAGCUGCAGGACGGCGGGCAGGUGGUGCGGCAGCUGCUGCGCGGCUUCGGCCUGACGCCUGCUGGUGCAGAGCCGUCAGCACCACCUCUGGAGCGGGGAAGCGGCGGCGCACCGGGUGUCGCAGUGGCGGCCGGUGGGGAGGGUGCGGCCAUGGGGUGCAGCGGCGGCGGGGUGCGACUGGAGCCGUUUCCGCUGUACCCGGCCGCGAUGCAGCUGCCGUCAGACACGGCGGGGGCGGUGCGGGUGGCAGGGCCCUCACGGCAGCUGCCGCCCCUGCAGACCGGCGCAGUCUACUUCCAAAGCCUCUCCAGUAUGCUGCCCGCUCUGGUGCUGAUGGCACCGCAUGUCGCAGCCACAUCUACAGCCGCAGCCGCAGCUGCGCCGGAAACGCCAGCGCGGCAAGCUGCACCAGCGGCAACCGCCUGCGCUCCGAACGAACCGGCAUCGGCAACAGCGGACGCGGCCACAGCACCAGCACCAGCACCAGCGCCAGCGCCAGCAGUGUCGUACGACGGGCGGCGGCCGCUCCGGGUGCUGGACCUGUGCGCGGCCCCGGGCGGCAAGGCGGCGCUGCUGGCCGAGCUGAUGGGCAACCGGGGGCACCUGCUGGCGGUGGACGCCAGCUGGCCGCGGCUGCAGCGCAUGCGCUUCAACCUGGAGCGGCUGCUGCCGCCCGCGGCCGGCCAGGCCGAGGCCCAGGCCGAGGCCACCACUGGCGAGGGGCCCAACGACCGCGAGGGGGCUAGCGCGGCGGCGGCGGCCGAGGGCACCGGGGCCGGCGCGGCUGGGCCGCAUGCGGAGCGGCAGUGGCGCCGGGGCUGCGUCACGACAGUGCACGCCGACGGCACGGGGCUGCUUGUGGACGCAUGCGGCAUGCCGCUCCCGCCGCCGCCACGCGCUAUGCGAACCCGCCGGCGAGACCACCAGGGAAGCGGAGCCGCGGACGGCACCUGGCGUGCCGCAGGCCACGCCGCCGCCGGGCCAGGAGAGCUUGACGGGCUUGCGCAGGCCGAGCGUUCGGCAGCAGGGCCGGCUGGGUCGGCGGGGACGGCGGCAGAGGGUGUGUUUGACCGGGUGCUGGUGGACGCGCCCUGCAGCGGCCUGGGCCGGCUGCAGCUGGGCCGGCCUGACAGCUACAGCCACUGGCAGCCGGAGGCGGUGCGGCGCUACAGCCGGCGGCAGCGGCAGCUGCUGCUGCGCGGCGUGACGCUGCUGGCGCCGGGCGGGCUGCUGGUGUACAGCACGUGCACGAUGCUGGCAGAGGAGAACGAACAGGUACUGGCGUGGCUGCUGGGCCGGGUGGGCGGGCUGCGGCUGGUGCGGCCCCGCCUGCUGGUCCCUGCCGCGGCACUGGCAGCUGCCACACACAGCGCAGACGGGCAGCCGCCCGGCGGCGGCGCUCCCGCCGCCCCGCCUGACACUAGCAGCAUCCGCGGCGGUGCCGGCACCAGCCGGACCGAGGAGCUGCGUGCGGCGCUGGAGGCGCACUGGCCGGGGAGCACCUACCCGCCUCUGCUGCAGGGGCGUUGGUGGCGGGCGGCGCUUGCGGCGGCAAGGGACGGAGCUCGGGAGCAGGAGGGCAGGCGGAACGGCGCGCGGGGUCCCGAGCGGGGGCCGCGGCGUAAGUCUGUGGAGAAGGAGCAGGCGCGAGGUGCGGCGGCUGCCGGAGUGCCGUCCUUCUCUUCGGAGGAUGAUUUACGCGAGCAGCUGGAGUCCUGUGUUCGUGUAGCGCCCGGGGAGGCCUUUGAAGGGUUCUUUGUUGCAGCAGUGGUAAAGCAGGGCGAGUAGGACAUGGACUCACGCCUGCGUACGUAUGUUUAAUGCAUGCUGGGCAGCAAAGCGGCGGUUAGCGGGGUUGCGUCCAGGGCACCUGCCAGGGGACUGCGGCUUGGCUAUGGGUUGGUCCCCCCGCUGAUCUGAAAACAAUGGGCUCAUCAGCAACUGGCAAAUGGUGCACAACGAGGACUAGGCAAUGAAGGCCCUUGGCAGGGACCUCCGGUCGCGCCUUACACCUGGGCUUAUCCAUAAAUUUGCU
Chlamydomonas reinhardtii is the source of this 2969-nucleotide messenger RNA. RefSeq lists its product as uncharacterized. The transcript is spliced from 4 exons. Gene Ontology annotation, cellular component: nucleolus. Gene Ontology annotation, biological process: rRNA base methylation; maturation of LSU-rRNA. The record is from RefSeq and is a predicted model, not a curated record. Lineage: Eukaryota; Viridiplantae; Chlorophyta; Chlorophyceae; Chlamydomonadales; Chlamydomonadaceae. The coding region runs from base 242 to 2722 and encodes 826 amino acids. Gene Ontology annotation, molecular function: rRNA (cytosine-C5-)-methyltransferase activity; RNA binding.